AUGCCAACCAAAGCGACAGAUGAAGGCCUAAAGAGGAAACGAGUUCCCAUAAAGGAGAAGUCGAAGAAGCGCGCCAAAUCAGAGUCUGGAUCAGAAUCUGAGGGCAGUGGCGAUGAGAGCGACCCUCAGGCCGAAAUCCUGCUUCUUGAGAAUGAGAUUUUGGAAUCGAAGAAACACUACAACAACAUCACGAAAUUGAUUCAGAUCGCGAAGACAUUCCAGAAUGAUCCCGAGGCAGCUGCUCUUGCGUCCGUGGCUCUUUGCAGAGUAUUUAUCAGAUUGCUUUCCGCUGGGGCCCUUGUGAAGAGAAAAGGUCUCGCUGAGAAGGAAUCGGUGGUUGUCCAAUGGCUCAAAGACCGUUAUUUCGAGUACAAAUUAGUGCUCAUCGAGCUUCUCGGUGAUGAGGAUCUCGCAGCGACAGCAUUGACUCUGGCCAUGCGGUGUCUCAAGGCUGAGGCUCAGCAUCUUAAUGAUAGAGAGGAGUACACCUUUCCGCAGAACUUUCUGCAGGAGAUUCUUACUGCUCUUUUGAACUCGGAUAGUGACGAUGCCCGUCUCGAGUUUGUUGAGAAGUAUUUGGGUGUGUAUGACGAUAUCCGCUUCUGCACGCUGAAGGCUAUUAAAGCCUUGGCCGAAGCACCAGGUGAUAUGCCGGAGGACGAACUCUUUGACGACGCAUUUGAGCUAUUGUCUAAUAUCGGCAAUCUGCCCACGGAACUGGAAAAGUAUUAUGUCGAGAAGCCUAAGAAGAAGUCGCACAACCUCAACUCCUUGAAUCAGCACAAAAAGCAAGGCCAGGACGCUUGGCUCGCAGUUUUGAAGCUAGCCUCAACAAAAGAGCAACGCAAGCGGGUAUUGGAUAUUAUGUCCAACGAAAUCGCACCUUGGUUCAUUCGGCCCGAGCUACUUGCCGACUUUCUCACCGAUUCUUACGAUGCUGGUGGCUCGAUAUCACUUCUCGCGCUGUCUGGCGUGUUUUAUCUCAUCAAGGAGCGAAACUUGGACUACCCGUCAUUCUACACGAAGCUUUACUCUCUCCUGGACCGCGACAUUCUUCACUCCAAACACCGUUCAAGGUUUUUCCGCCUGAUGGACACUUUCCUCGCUUCAACUCAUUUACCGGCUGUGCUAGUAGCAAGCUUUAUCAAAAGGCUCGCACGACUUAGUCUCAAUGCGCCUCCCAGCGCCAUUGUUUACAUAGUCCCUUGGAUGUACAACAUUCUCAAAAGGCACCCGCUGUGUACCUUUAUGAUCCAUAGGCAGACGAGAGACCCGGAUGUCAAGGCCCUCAUGGAGAAGCAAGGUCUCGACGACCCCUUUUUGGAAAACGAGACGGACCCUAUGGAGACCCGCGCCAUUGAGAGCUGCUUAUGGGAGAUUGUGCAGUUACAGUCACACUACCAUCCUAAUGUGGCAACUAUUGCCAAGAUCAUGUCUGAGCAGUUCACCAAGCAGUCAUAUAACAUCGAGGAUUUCUUGGACCACUCUUAUGGCAGUCUGCUCGAAGCAGAGAUGACCAAGCAAGUUAGAAAACCACCAGUAAUCGAGUUCCAGAUUCCCAAACGGGUCUUUCUCCCGAACGAUCCUGAGUCUGGGGUUCAGGACAAUCUGCUUACAAAGCUGUGGAGCUUCCAGUGA
This is a messenger RNA of Colletotrichum truncatum, 1638 nucleotides long. Its product is annotated as ribosome biogenesis protein. The record is from RefSeq and is a predicted model, not a curated record. NCBI's taxonomy places the organism in Eukaryota, Fungi, Ascomycota, Sordariomycetes, Glomerellales, Glomerellaceae. Gene Ontology annotation, cellular component: Noc4p-Nop14p complex; small-subunit processome; nucleolus. Gene Ontology annotation, biological process: ribosome biogenesis.